CUUAACAGCAAAUUUGCACUUCGGUAACAAUAUCAACAUGCUCACUCAUCAUGCUAUCUAGAUCCUUGGAUCAUCCUCGCCAUCCAAGAUGCAGGUCCCACAACCGACAAGCAUUCUCCUUAUAACGCGUGGGAGUGUGACUGUUUGUUUUCUCCUUAUUGAACUCCUGUAUCAUUCGAGCGUACUUCUCAUUGUUAGAAGAUGGGACACACUCGAAUACACGGUGCUCAGAAUCUUUAGCAUGAUACUUUCACUGUUACAACAUGGCAUAAUCAGGAAUGUUGUUUGGGCAUGGUGGUUGUUCGAACUAUUCUGUGACUGAGCCUCGGUUAUUGCAUCUAUAGUUACUCGGCAGAGACGAAGACAAAC
Molecule: messenger RNA, 369 nt
Organism: Truncatella angustata
Lineage: Eukaryota; Fungi; Ascomycota; Sordariomycetes; Amphisphaeriales; Sporocadaceae
Exons: 1
Coding region: 89-322 (77 amino acids)
Source: RefSeq, a predicted model, not a curated record